AUGGCGUCCAGCCGAGACCGUCGUAUAGCCAAGGAGCUAGCCGACAUCACCUCGGACCAGGCCAACUCAGGCGUCUUCGCUGCUCCCGCCGACGGCGUCUCCCUCAAGAGGCUCGUGGGCACAAUCAACGGCCCUCCCGACACUCCAUAUGCCGGCGGUACCUUCGAGGUCGACAUCACCAUCCCCGAUGCCUACCCCUUCAAGUCGCCGUCCAUGAGCUUCAGGACCAAAAUCUGGCACCCCAAUGUCAGCAGUCAGACGGGUGCAAUCUGCCUCGACACCCUCGGCUCAGGCUGGUCGCCCGUCCAGACCAUCAAGACCGCCCUCCUCUCCAUCCGCAUGCUCCUCGAGUUCCCGAACCCCAAGGACCCCCAGGACGCCGAGGUCGCCAAGAUGCUGCUCGACGACCCCGAGCGGUUCGCCCUCAUGGCGCACGAGUGGGCCGUCAAGUACGCCGGCGCACAGAGGAGGGAUCUGAACCUGAGCCAGUACAAGAACGAGGGCAGGCCGUCCUCGCACGACGAUGACGUGAGGAGGUACAACGGCUACAAUAAGGAGCUAGUCGGCCGCUUCGUCAGCAUGGGCUUCGACGUCGACGCCGUCGUGGAAGCCUUCCUCUACGUCGGCGUCGACCGCAACCACGGCCAGGACUACGAACUGGAGGAGCGGUACAUGGGCGACGUCACCGCCCGUCUCCUGGGGGAGUGA
This is a messenger RNA of Clonostachys rhizophaga, 708 nucleotides long. NCBI's taxonomy places the organism in Eukaryota, Fungi, Ascomycota, Sordariomycetes, Hypocreales, Bionectriaceae. The record is from the annotation of a GenBank genome assembly.